CUUCCUAGGCUGAGGUUCGUCUUCGGGACGUCUGUCGUCCCUGCUCUGGAUUUGGUGGAUCGCCAGUCAGUCACACGGUUCGUGUCUCCAAGCGGGAGGACGGUAUAUCAGUGUAAGCACAUCCUCGCCAUCUAUCUGAGCCGAGCGACUGGAGCUUGCCAGGAGCAAAACAUCUCUGACCAACAACUGUCCGCCCUGCUACUCCCCGAGGAGAAAUGACGAACGGAAGGAAGUUGAGAAAAAGAAAGGAGAAAAAUGUUGAGCGGUAACCACAGAACGAACGGCUGGAAGCUCUUUCGAGCUGAGCUCGUGUCUCUUCCCUCUAUUCCGCCGGGUCCGGCUCCUGUUUUCUACUCAGCAAUGAUUGAUGUCUGUCGUUUUUUUGUGUCCCGCUGGGGACAAUUUUAUGCAGCUCUGGACUUGGUGAGCCAAAUCACAGGACAGGCCGCUGUUCGGAAACGAUUAACCCUAAGAGUGGAUUGCAGCAAACAUCUUUAAAGCGUCUUUCCGCGAGCACAAAAAUGACACCAGUAAAUUGGGAGGACAAUUUUGAUUUUGGCAAGUACUUUAUUUUAAAAAAGGAAGGAAGGAUAAAAAUAGGAAAGAAAGAGAGAGAAAGAGGAACGGAAGGAAGGAAGG
Molecule: messenger RNA, 639 nt
Organism: Thamnophis sirtalis
Lineage: Eukaryota; Metazoa; Chordata; Lepidosauria; Squamata; Natricidae
Source: RefSeq, a predicted model, not a curated record